AUGGCUGAGAAGUGUGAAUCAGACAAACUUCCAAGUUCUUCACCGAACCUGAUAUGUCCAUUAUGCCUUGUUAUAUUUGUCGAGGCGACAAUCCUGACUUCAUGUGGACACACAUUUUGUAGGCGAUGCCUCAAGAAAUACGAUCUAACCCAUCAGGACCUUGAUCACAUGGUCUGUCCUCUCUGCAGGAAGAUAACCAAGUUGUACGCCAACCGUGUCGAUGAUCUCCGCCUCAAUGACUCCAUCAACGGACGCGUAGACGAUUACCACGCCAAGUGUGGAGGGAUGAAUGCUGUCCUUGAGAUGUGCCAGAAAUGCACCGCUUGCAAGUCUCUGAAAGACGCUGUAUCAUUCUGCAGAACAUGUAAUUAUUACAUGUGUGAUGAGUGCUUACAUUGUCAUCUUAAUCUUACAGUCGUCUUCGAAAGUCAUGAGAUUGUCUCCAUUGAUGAUGUCAUCGAAGGGAAGGUCAGCAUUGGUCAUUUAUUCGAGAAGUGUUCCAUCCACAAACAAGAGAACAAAGAUAUGUUUUGUGAGGUUUGUAAGGUCCAUGUCUGUCAAAAAUGUGUACUCGUUGAUCAUCAAAAUCACAAAAUCAAGAACCAGGUUGACUUUGAGCAGGAGUUGCGACGGAAGGUGACAGACCUUGCUCAACGAUGUGCCGACAAGAAAGCAGAGCUGGAGAAGAACAUUCAGAACAUAGAAAUACAACGUCAUGAGGUACACACUGCAGUGCAGACACUACUAGAUGAUGUCAGGCAAGCCUACAGCAUCAAGGCCAAGGAACUUGAAGAAAAUCUUCGAAAUCUCACCGACCAAAUACAUGCAUUACAGCAUAGUUUUGAUGACGAGCUCGACGUCUUGAAGUCAAAAGAUCGACAGAGGAUCAAGAGUAUUUGUAGAUCAAUUACUUUGGUAGAUAAUGACAGACUGGGUCAUCUUGAGACAGACACUCUAUCUGCUCAUACCUCGCUCUGUGAGGAGCUGGAUGCCAUGCUGAAGGAGUUUACUGAUCACACUUCUGCGGAAGCUAUUAAGAAGAAAGCACAGGAGAAGAGGUUCAAACCAGCAGACGAUACUCGUCUUGACCUCGGGAGUAUUUCAGGAUCAUGUCCCAAGAUGAAAGUCAUUCAGUGUGUUGAUCUACGGGAAUGGAUGCACGGUAUGACAAGGUACUCCAAUAGCACUGUCGCUAUCGUGUAUGGGGAUUGUGUACAAGGUAUUGAUAUCAUUGAUUCAAAUGGUGGUAAGCAACGAUAUAGUAACAUAUUAGCCUUAAAUGACAUGAAAUGUUAUGAUCUGGUUUUGCAACGGGACGGGGCGUUAUGCAUGUCGACUGGUUAUACAGAAGCCCACAUCUACUCUCGCCUUGGCUUCAGGAAAGCAACAAUCCACGUGAGAGACAAUGGAUAUUUUCUCAGAGUUAACAGAAGUCCAUCAGAUGAAAUCAUCAUUAGUAACUAUAGAAAAAAAGUCUAUAUCUAUGACCCGACAGGAUCCACUCUUAAACACACUGUUCAAACAAAGAACAGGACGAAGCAGGCAUCUAUCACAAGGACGGGUUUGAUCGUCACGAGUUCAUGUUUUGCCGAUCCAAGCGUGAUGACGGUCUAUGACAGGGAUGGGAAUGCUGGUGAGUCUCUACAAGCUCCAGAGGAUGUCUACCUGUAUGCUGCCGUGGAUGAGCAGGACAGGGUGUAUGUAGCGAGUGCUGAUACGAAGAAUAGUAGCGUCGUGAUCAGGCUCUAUGAUCUUGAUGGUCUGAACCUGAAGGAAAGAGUUGAAUUUAAUGCACUUAAUAUGACAUUGGGUUGGAAGUCGUGUUACCUGGUUUCUCUCUCCCCAGACAUGCUCGCCUUUGCUUGUUAUAAAAAGUUAUAUUUCAUCAAGGUAUCACUGUAA
Molecule: messenger RNA, 1902 nt
Organism: Lytechinus variegatus (green sea urchin)
Lineage: Eukaryota; Metazoa; Echinodermata; Echinoidea; Temnopleuroida; Toxopneustidae
Product: E3 ubiquitin-protein ligase TRIM71-like
Exons: 2
Coding region: 1-1902 (633 amino acids)
Biological process (GO): positive regulation of DNA-templated transcription
Cellular component (GO): nucleoplasm; chromatin
Molecular function (GO): ubiquitin-protein transferase activity; zinc ion binding
Source: RefSeq, a predicted model, not a curated record